Spodoptera littoralis (African cotton leafworm) is the source of this 798-nucleotide messenger RNA. The record is from the annotation of a GenBank genome assembly. Lineage: Eukaryota; Metazoa; Arthropoda; Insecta; Lepidoptera; Noctuidae.
AUGGUCGAGUCAAUUGUCUGCUGUACCCUCACCAUGUACACCAGAGGUCUGACAGAACGUAAAUGCGUGACGUUAGCGUCCCGUCACCUAUUCCCCGUGCUGACAAUAAAAUGGCGGCCGGCGGAUGACUUCAUGGUGGUGGGCUGCAGUGAUGGAACUGUCUUCGUCUGGCAGAUGGAGACUGGACAUGUGGAUAGGGUGUUACAUGGUAUACUGGCUAAAAUGAAAGAGGGAGCUGAAACUAUGCAGACGAAGCUGCAGGCGAAGGCUGAGCAACUGAAAGGUCAUAUUGACAACAAAGGCGUGGUAGCCGAGACCGUGGGCAGCGUAGGGAGCGGCGAUGCCGUAGGGAGCAGCAAAACCGUAGGGAGCGGCGGCGAUGCCGUAGGGGGCGGCGAUGCCGUAGGGAGCGGCGUAACCGGCACGGGCGGCGACGAUACCAGCGUGGGCAGCGGCGACUCCGCUAGCGGCAGCAGCGUGGGACUGAGCGGCGGCUACGGCAUUCUGGUUGGCGGCGACGGAUCCCCAGUAAGCGUUCUCAUGGAGGUCUCGGUUGGCUUCAGCAACUUGACGUACUGCCUCGUUGUUAUACUGGACAGCGGCUUCGGCGGCACGUGCCUGGCUUUCGCCGACGGCACGGGCGUGGUCCUGGGCGGCCACUGUCGCGUCGAUGGCUGCAGCCUGAGCGUCACCAGCGUUCACCCCAUACACGUAGGGGCUGAUCACGCUGGCGGAGGCAUAGCCGAGGAUGGCGACGAAAGCGAUCUGUGGAAGAUGGUUUUUGUUGUAGAGUUGUGA